UUCAUUCCUCACCUACAAUGGCUUCUCUCUCUCUUCCCAAGCACACCUUUACCUCUCUACUCCCAACUCAAACUCCUAAACACUACUACCCAUCUUCUCAAAUAGUCUCUAAAUCAUCAAAUUCCAAAUUCUAUGGCCUCAAGCUCUCCAAUGCCACCUCUUUGCCAUUCCCAUCUUCCUCUUCUGGGAUGAAUAUCAUUUGUGGCAAGGUUGAUAAAGGCAAAGUUCCUCCAAAUUUUAACUUAAAAGAUCAGGAUGGUAAAUCUGUCAGCCUCUCCAAAUUUAAAGGAAAGCCUGUGGUUGUUUAUUUUUACCCUGCUGAUGAGACCCCAGGGUGCACCAAACAGGCUUGUGCUUUCAGAGAUUCUUAUGAGAAGUUCAAAAAAGCUGGAGCACAGGUUGUUGGGAUUAGUGGUGAUGACUCAGCUUCACACAAGGCUUUUGCAAAGAAGUACAAGCUUCCAUUCACCUUGCUAAGUGAUGAGGGUAAUAAAGUGAGGAAAGAAUGGGGGGUGCCAUCUGAUCUGUUUGGGACAUUGCCUGGAAGACAGACCUAUGUUCUUGACAAGAAUGGAGUGGUUCAACUCGUCUACAACAACCAGUUCCAACCUGAGAAGCACAUCGAUGAAACACUUAAGCUACUUCAGAGCCUUUAAACCUCUCCUGGUUUAGUUUUUCCCCAUCACUCUGUUCAGUCU
Messenger RNA from Argentina anserina (silverweed cinquefoil), 698 nucleotides. Its product is annotated as peroxiredoxin Q, chloroplastic. Bases 18 to 656 code for a protein of 212 amino acids. The record is from RefSeq and is a predicted model, not a curated record. Gene Ontology annotation, molecular function: thioredoxin peroxidase activity. Gene Ontology annotation, biological process: cellular response to oxidative stress; cell redox homeostasis. The transcript is spliced from 4 exons. Gene Ontology annotation, cellular component: chloroplast thylakoid membrane; cytoplasm. NCBI's taxonomy places the organism in Eukaryota, Viridiplantae, Streptophyta, Magnoliopsida, Rosales, Rosaceae.